AGAGCACGUCAGAUUGAUAUGCGAGAGGAGUGGAGAGGAGGUUAACAAUGUCGUUUCACUGUAAUUGGUAGUUUUGAGAGGAAAAACCAAACUGCGUAGUAAUCUAUCCAAGGGCAAGGACAAAUACACAGUGGUUGAGUCGUGCGAGGAUGGCAGGGCAGGAUUUUCAGAAGCCUCUGAAUGGGGAAACAACAGUAGCCACUUUAUCAAGGGCUCUUAUUGCGACUUCAGUCCAGCAUAAGCCUCUGCCAGGAUUUGAUAUGGACCGUGAUGACCCACGGUAUUAUCGUCUCCAGCAAGAAAUUGAUUGUGAUAUCGUUUAUCCAGGAAUUUUGAUUGGUGAUGCGGCCACCGCAAAAAACAAGAGCUACUUGAAGCGUAUCGGCGUAACUCACGUGUUGAAUGCAGCAGAGGGGACCCGCUUCGGGUUCGUUCCAACGAACAAGGACUAUUACAGAGAUGUUGGAAUGCAGUAUUUGGGACUACCUCUGGCAGAUUUACCUUCGGUAGACAUUAGCAAAUAUUUCUAUACAGCAGCGGUUUUCAUUGAUGAUGCCAUAAAGAGUGGAGGAACAGUGUUCGUUCACUGUAUGGUAGGAGUAUCACGCAGUGCAACUUGUGUAAUUGCAUACCUGAUGAUCAAACGUCACCUACUGGCUGAGGAAGCGAUCCGUUUGAUACGAAAGAGUCGGAGCAUUCAUCCAAAUGAGGGCUUCCUGUACCAGCUAGCACGAUUGGACAAUCAGCUUCGGCGCCAUCGGCUUUAAUCAGAAUUCAUCGGUCACGAAAUCUAUCGAAAAACGCUUUGGGAAAAAUUGUGGUUUAUUUAGAUAACUUAUUUAAUUUGGAUGUAGAGUUAACAGUUUAAGACAAUUUAUAAGAAAUGGAAUUAUGCCUUUUUUAUCGGAGAUUGAGGUUGAUCCUCUGUACGAAAUUUAAUGUAAUAAAAGUGGGAUUCAUCUAAAAUCUGUACAAGA
Molecule: messenger RNA, 977 nt
Organism: Diachasma alloeum
Lineage: Eukaryota; Metazoa; Arthropoda; Insecta; Hymenoptera; Braconidae
Product: dual specificity protein phosphatase 3
Exons: 4
Coding region: 150-767 (205 amino acids)
Biological process (GO): protein dephosphorylation; negative regulation of MAPK cascade
Cellular component (GO): cytoplasm
Molecular function (GO): protein tyrosine/serine/threonine phosphatase activity; MAP kinase phosphatase activity
Source: RefSeq, a predicted model, not a curated record